Molecule: messenger RNA, 573 nt
Organism: Stylonychia lemnae
Lineage: Eukaryota; Ciliophora; Spirotrichea; Sporadotrichida; Oxytrichidae
Source: the annotation of a GenBank genome assembly
AUGGCAUCUGUGAGUUCAGUUAUCAUGCCCAUAAAGUUUUUGCUUAUGAUGAUGGAGUUCCUCCUAGUCAUCUUUGCUGCAGCUACGAGAGAAGAAUUUAUACAUGAGGGUAUUUCAUCUAUAUAUGACUUUGAUUCCGAUGUCUACAAAGAAGCAGACAGAUCAGUGCUAGCAGCUUCAUUAAUAUUUAUCAUUUUGCUGUUCUCAGAGUUUUUCACAUUGAUUUUUGGAGUGUCAUUGCUCUUCAAUAAGGUCAACGUUGUGCAGAUAGUCUUUCAUUUUAUUGGCUGUCUAGCUUUGAUUUGGCAGAUCCUUGAUAGAAAUCAGUACAGGACAAUGUGGUCACUUAUGGCAUUCUUUGGCUUCAUACCUUUCGCAAUGGAGAUAGGAGUUCUGUUUGCUGCUUGUACUAAGUAUAAGGUUAUAUCUAAUGUGGAGUAAUUGUAAAGAUAACAAGAAAGAGAAGCUACAAGAAGAAGAGAAGAGUAUGAGAGAAAAUAACAAGAAAUAGCUAAGCUAACCAUGGGUGCAACAUAAUCAAAAGCAGCAGGAGCUAUUCCCCAGCCUAUAUGA